AUGGGCAACGUUUCGCGCGUUCCAUUCUGUCUCACCUUCUGCCCACGCCCUGCCACCUACGUGUCUAGCAGCGCCUACUCCACGAGGCCUCCGACGGUGCCCCACGCGGAGCCCCGAAUCUUACAGCGCUCGAGUGACGGCCACGCGUCCGCGGGACCAGAACGAUGGGUGAAGAUGCCCCUCUCGGGGACCCUGGCCCGGGGUCUGCUGUCCGAGCUGAAGCUGCCUGUGCCCUGGGGCCACAUCGCUGCCAAAACCUGGGGCUCCUUGAAGGGCCACCCUGUUCUCUGCCUGCACGGCUGGCUGGACAAUGCCAACUCCUUUGACAGACUCAUCCCUCUUCUUCCGCAGGACUUGUAUUACAUCGCCAUGGAUUUCGGGGGCCACGGGCUUUCAUCCCAUUACAGCCCAGGUGUCCAAUAUCACUAUCAAGAUUUUGUGAACGAGAUCCGGAGAGUGGCGGCAGCCCUGAAGUGGCAUCGCUUUUCCAUCAUGGGCCACAGUUUCGGUGGCACUGUGGGCGGAAUGUUUUCCUGUGUCUUCCCUGAGAUGGUGGAUAAGCUCAUCUUGCUGGAUUCAUUACCAUUUUUUGUGGACUGCAGCGAAAUAGACAACCUCCUCAUCUACAAGCAGAGAGCCAUCGAGCAGGUCCUGCAGCUGGAGGCCUCCACGAAACCCCCAACAGUGCACAGCCCUGAGGAGGUCCUGCAGAGGUUGCUGCAGAACAACGCUGCUGUGGGAGAGGAGUGUGGGAAACUUCUCCUGCAGAGAGGAACCACCCAAGUGGCCUCAGGGCUGGUGCUGAAUAGAGACCGGAGGAUCUCUUUGCCAGAGCUCUGCUUUGACUUCAUCAGCAAGGACCAGCUCUUACGCUGCAUCCAGAACCUGCAGGCCCACGUUCUGAUCGUCAAGGCACAGCAGGGGCUUUACAGUCUGAGGAGAGAGGACACAGAUAGGACACCCAUGAACCUCAUAACUGGCAUGCUCCAGGCAAUCCUGAAGAAGCGGUACCAGUUUGUAGAAAUCCCUGGCAACCACUACAUCCACAUGAACGAGCCCUACAAGCUGGCGAAGAUUGUCAGUGCCUUUCUAAAGAGUGAGGUGCGGCCGCUGUCCAAGCUGUAG
This is a messenger RNA of Orycteropus afer afer, 1125 nucleotides long. RefSeq names its product serine hydrolase like 2 (gene SERHL2). The coding region runs from base 1 to 1125 and encodes 374 amino acids. NCBI's taxonomy places the organism in Eukaryota, Metazoa, Chordata, Mammalia, Tubulidentata, Orycteropodidae. The transcript has 13 exons. The record is from RefSeq and is a predicted model, not a curated record.